Messenger RNA from Schistocerca cancellata (South American locust), 8180 nucleotides. RefSeq names its product centrosomal protein of 89 kDa-like. Bases 81 to 2078 code for a protein of 665 amino acids. The record is from RefSeq and is a predicted model, not a curated record. The transcript has 11 exons. Gene Ontology annotation, biological process: mitochondrion organization; cilium assembly; chemical synaptic transmission. Gene Ontology annotation, cellular component: ciliary transition fiber; centriole. NCBI's taxonomy places the organism in Eukaryota, Metazoa, Arthropoda, Insecta, Orthoptera, Acrididae.
CCGUAAGCGAGGUGUUUGAACAAUAGCUAAUAAGUAAAUAUGACUCUCGUAUUUCUACCAAAUAUGACUGGCUGCUGGAAAUGCCACCACCAAUUAUUUACACUACUGUCCCCAAUCUACCGCUGUUUUUAAAUGAUAGAAGCUCGUAUGUUGUGGAAAUUUUUAAGACGAAACUGAACCUGGACGAGUAUUCCUCGAUGCCACAAUCAUUGGCAGAGGACGAAGUUCCUAAACAAAGCAAACGAAAGACAAAGAGAAGAUGCAGCUCUGCAAACCAGACACAUGAAGAAAGGAGAAAUUCGAGUAGAGAAGAUAGCCCAGUUCGUGAUGUUUCUCCGGGGUGCAACCGGCAUCGACAUCAGAAGCAGAAGCUGCAUAGAGUCAUGGUUCACGCAACUGCUGAAGGACCAUUAUCUCCCACAGCUGGAUCACAGCGCACUCAUGCGGAUGAAAAGCAAUAUGAAGCACUGGUCAAAGAGGUCCAAAGGCUCACAACUGAGAAUCAACAACUGGCACAGAAGGCAGCUAUUACUGAUUCUGGACAUCAGCUAUAUGAAGAAGCCUUUCGCAGGAAGAAUGAGCAAAUAGCAUCUUUACAGGCACGCCUCAGUCGGUAUGAGAAACACAAGCAAGAUUUGGAACGACAGCGAGACUCACUGCGAGAGCAGCUGGAGGAUACUCGCCAAAAAAUGGAGCAGUCAGUUUUUGAAUCUACACAGGCAAAAGAGUCGGAGGACAUUUCCAUGCUGCAGGAGCUGGUGGUCAGACUCAAUGCAGAGCUUGAACGUUACCAGCAGAAAUUCCACAAGCUUGGUGUGGAAAUACCAUCACAGCGACAAGACACACCACAUCCUCCAAGGGAUGUAUCCCCUGAGACCUGGGCUAAGGUUAGCCAUGGUCUGCUGGGGCCUUUGCUGAAAGCAUACUCAGAAACUAUCCAAGAGAAGGAUGAUCUUGCACGCAGUUAUGAAAAGGACUUGGCACAACUUAAUGCUCAUUGCAGAGACCUUGUUUCAGAAAAUGAGCAGCUGUAUGCUGAACUUGAUGAAACUACUAGAAAGAUGAAUACUGCUGCAGCAGAGGCAAAAAUCCUCCAGCAAGAUACUGCUCUUGUACAAGAGCAGAAUGAGUUGCUGACAGGACAGCUUGAUGUACUUAAACAGAAGCUACAAGAGAUCCAUACUACAUAUCAACAGAAAGUUGCAUCAUUGACACAUGACCUGGAGGAAGUCUGUCAGAAAUACCACAGUUGCAGAGGAGAUUUAUUGACAUUACGUGGACAGCACUCUGUGCUGCGAGAGGAAUAUGAUCGCUUGAAAUCUGACCUGGAUGGGAGAGUACCAUUCUCUGUGCACUCUGCAUCUGUGUCCGAGUGUCGUAGGUUGUUUGAAGACCUACGUGCGAGGUAUGAGACUGACCGCCAGCUUCUUAAUUCAAGAGUUCGUGAAUUACAGCAGCAGAUAGGGCAUAUGGAAGGACAAAUUGCUCAAGGCCAAGCAGAGAAGGCACGAUUGCAGACUCAGGUUACAACAGCAGAGGCCUCCAUCAGGAAAAUAGAAACCCAGUUAGCAGAAGCACAAGCUGAGUUGGUCACUACCCAGGCAGCACGCGAUGCAGCCAGGCGGCAGCUUAAUAAAGCCAUGAAGUUUGCUGAGGAAUUGGUUGCAGAGCAAGAGUCACUGAUGCGGCAGCUGCAGCGCAAGCAACAGGAGACUCGCUCAAUGGCUGAAAUUGGUUCCACCAUUGUCAGCCGUAUGGGAUCACUUAAAGAUAAGCUUGAGUCAGUCCAGAAAGGAGCAUGGCAGGAACUUGACCAAGUUGAACAACGUAUAAGGCAGCAGCAAGAAGGAGUUACACAAAUGAAGCAAGACUAUCAACGUGAGUUAAUGAGAUUACGUACAUUGCUGCAACAAAAGGAAACUAUCAUCAGCCAGCUGCAGUUUGAAAAAAGCAAAGCAGAAGAAAGCCUGGAACUGAUAUGGCAGAAAGGGAACACGGACAACUCCCCAAAAGAUUCCUUGAAACAUGUCAAUUUCCUUCCUGAUACAGAUGAUGCUUUUCAUAAUAGUAACAGUUAGCUGUUGUAGCUCUCAUAAUUAUGCUUUGUUUGUAUCAUAAUAUAGUCAUAAUAAAAAUGUCACAUUUGCUUUUACAUCCUAGUCAUUUUAAGAUUUGUGAUAUUUGAGUGAGCAGUUAAGCACAAUGCAUAUUAUUGUGAAAAUCUUAUACCAAAGAAAAUAAGGUUUAUUUAAAUCACUUGUUUACAAAUUUGAAUAUUUCAAGCUCUAUGUACAUCAGUAUGAUCAACUGAAUUGUUUAGAACAGUUUAACUGUAUUGCUUUCUUUCUCAAACUGUAAAUUUUUUAAGCUGACAGCUAAUCUUACAAAGAGUGUUAAUUCUUUAAACAUGGUGUCUGUUUACUACAAGUAAGAUUAAUUACUUAGGGAUUGUUUAUGUUUAGUACUUCCUCAGUUUUUCAAUAAGCAGUACACUCCUUCCCUUUUCUUCUCAUGUACUUCCAUUUUGAUUUUCCUUUUGAAAUCUCCCGCACCACCACCAUGAAUUACCAAAUGAAUGUUGGUAACACAUUCCUGAAACAGUAGAAUGUUUGCCUAUCCAGCAUAUCACAAUUCUUGCAUGUUGACAGAAAAUAUAUCAUAGUCAAAGAAGCUGCAGAAGAUUGAUGGAAUCAGGCUGUGGGAUGUGUAGGUUGGACCAGUUAAUAAUAAGAAACAUUCUCUGAGUGUGGUAGUGAAAGCAUCUAUUCAGCAGGAGACUUAGAGGAAACAAAUAAGAACUGCAGAGGAGCUGGAGAAUCUAUAGACCAACAAAGAAGAAACUAGAAUGAAGGUUUUCAUGACAGUAGUACAUUGCUGCCAGUAAACCUUUUGAGGUAUGAGGUUGUGGUCCACGAAACUCUUCUGUUUCUAUCAUUUUGCGCAGAACUGUGCUGAACAUUCUCAAAGGAAUUGCAUCACAUUAAGUCUGCAAGAGUCAACAGAGGAGCAACACCUCUGUUAGGAACAGAAGAGUUUCAUGGACCAUGACCUUAUACCCCAAAAGGUUUGCCAGCAGCAAAGAAGAAACUGGCUCAAACAGAUAAUACAAAGAUAGUAAAAAUGCAAAUGAUAAGUGGCAGUUAUUCAGAGGGUUUGCAAAAGAUUCCAGAUGUGUCACAUUGGUCAUAUGUGUGCUCCACAUGCUAAUAGCUGCAAGAAGAAAAACUAAGAGAACUUAUUCACCUUAGUGGGGAUUGACUCCACAGGUAAAAUCAAUUCAAACCUGGUAUAUUAAUUGUAAACAGCAGCAUUUUCACUGCUGUGUAGUCCAGAAUGCAGAUGAUUUUCCAAAUAUGUUAUGUAUUUAUUUAUAAACAUCUUCAGAUAAAAUAAGUAACUAAUAUUUAGUGUAAAAUGAAACAAUUGAAAAUUCAGGAUGGUGUAUGAUAUUUUAUGUUGGGUUUAGUUUUCUUCUCAGUUUUUCAGUGAGAAUGUUUUCUCUUUGUGGCAACAAGUAAAUUUGUACAAGACUAGGUAACAGGCUCAAAACAAGAUAUUAUGUUCACCAUAUUCAUGUACACAGUUUUGUGUUUCAUUAGAACUGGUCCAUUAGGAAUCUUGAGAAAUGAUUUUUUAACUAGGGAGGAAGAACCCAUUAUUUCAACAAAGGUUGUACUCGUACAAUAAACAAUACAUCAGAGACCCAGCUCAAAGUGUCUGAGACACAUCAAUGUCAGUUAAAUCUGAAUUUCAUUAGGAAUGUCUCAAACACAUGACUGUCUUCCAUAGAGUGAGGACUCGGUUCUUUGAGAUGUUUGUGGCACAUUACUUUACAUCUUCUACCUUACCUUUGUGUUCUUGGAGGCCAACCUUACUAAACUUGGUUUCAAUGAGAAACCUACAUAUAGGCUGUGGUUAAACAUUCUUUUCCAUAUGUUUCUUGGGGGUAUUAGUCUUGUGAGAGAGCCUCGCUGAAGUUUGGAAAAGUAGAAGAGAGAUUGCAGCAAAAUGAAGCUCAGUGUGUUAGCUGUGUAGGUGGUUGAUAGUUAUUUACAAAAUUUAAAGAUCUGGAUUUGGAACUCAGUUCUUCUUCUUCCUGCACCUUCUGAAGGUUGUCUUCUUGGUUGCUUCUUACCAUUUGAAAUUAAUGAAAAACCACUUUGGUCCAUAUGUCAUCCAUUCACUUGGCCACAUGCCUUACCCAUUCCAAGUCUGUUCAUCAAUUGAUGUAUUUAUUUUUCUUUACACCUAGCAAUUCCAAAUGUGCAUCUUCCAUUACUAACAUUCAGCAUUUGAAUAAAUUUAGCAUCAGUUGUAUAUACGUCACUAUCAAAAAUCUAAACUGGUAAUAUAAACUGUUUGUAAAGUUUCCUUCUCAGACUCAUGGUAAGCUAAGAUUUGAAAACACUAUACAGUUUACAAAAAGCAUUCGAUGCAAUUUUUAUUGUCCACCCAGUCUUCAGUUGCCCAAAAUACAAAAAUUCAUUGAAUGGUUCAGUGACUUCAUUGUUGAAUUGUACUAUUUUCUUUUAGAGGUGUAGAUUACACAUUAUUUUAGUCUCAUAAUAACUGAUUUCUACCAUACUCUCAGACUUGUUCCAUUAACUUAUUCCAUUUGUAGUUGAAAUUUAUCUGCACUAAUGGCAAACAGCAGAAUUUCAUCAUCAGAAUGAAAGUAAUGAGACUUCUUGCAUUAGCAUAAAUUCUUUUUUUCUUUCCAGCUUGCGAAUCUUUAAACUUCCUCGUGAUAAUAAUUAAGGUGAUACGGAACAUCCUUGCCUGACUCUUCUUUCAGUCAUAAAUUUUCAUUAUCCUGAUUCAGUUUGAUAGAAGCAGUAGCAUUGAUUUAGAUACAUUCAGUAUACUAGCUCUGUAAUCUAGUCGUAUGUAAUUACUAUUUGGUUUCAACACAGUUUUAGUCUGAUUAGAAUGUUUGUAAAUAAAUUGUUUUACAUUGACAUGUAAUUAUUGCACUAUAUUAACUUCUCUUAUUGUUACUAAAUGGUACAAGAUUCAAGGAGUAUGAUAAGAGCACAUCUCCAUUUUGGAAUAUGAUGGAGAGAAUUAUCCGUAUUAGAAAUUCUUGAAUUCUUUCUGCUUUACUCUCCCACCGUACCAUUGCCAACACUUCUUUUUCCUCCUUGCCUUUUUCAUAUUUCAGUGUCCAUACUUGGUGAAUUACAGUGCCUGCAGCCAUUUAUGUGCUGUUCUCUGUCAUGAUUCGACAGAAAUGAUCAAAGAUUUAAAAGUUUUCACUGAACGCAGCACCAUCCUUCCCAAGCUGCCACUGCUGUUCAUUCAAGAUAAACGGGGGUCUGUGCCCAGCAAAUCCUCAUUAGCUUCUUCAGAAGAUUUACUAUUAUUAUUAUUAUUAUUAUUAUUAUUGUGGACUCCUCCAUGUUGCGCUUUCCAAGAAAUUAGGAAGAUGUUUUUGCAUAGAAUUUAGUUUUGUGUAUCACUUGUACUUUUUGCAUGGAGUGAGUCUGUUAAAGUAGUUAAGACCAAUUUUUCUCUUUGCAGUUACUUGCAAUUUAAGGUUUUCUCAAUAGUAUGGCUGUUUGAAGAAAUCACAGAUGUGCAGCCAAGUGUAAUCAAUGAAGGCAGCAGUGGGAGGGGGAGGAUUGUGUAGGUUCAUAAUCUGAAACUUUCAACAGUUAUAUCUGGCUGUACUACCAUAGUUUCUUCAGGCACCUAUAACACUUCUAAAACUAGGAUUAGAAGAACAAUGAUGCAGAAUGAUUAUGAGUCCACAGAAAUUGUAAAUGUGUAUGAUGGAUGUGGGGAAAGGAGAAACAACAGGACAAAGGGAGAACCAGAAAGAAUCAAGAGUGAGGCAAGUAUGAGAAAAUUUUAGAAGUACAGAAACUACUAAGUUCCUAAAAAGUCUUUGGUUUGUUCUUAUAAGUAUUUUGAGGCAUUUGACAGUUUGAUAUGAGAGCAGAUGUCUUAAAAAUGGAGUCCUAAGGUAGCAGGGGUAGAUGGGCACACAGGAAACAGAAAGGGGGAAGGGGGGGAAUAAUUAGUGGUGCAGAAAAUACUGCUGAAGUAUGGCAAUAUAUAGCUGGUUCAUCCCUGUUGCAAAUGAAUGGCAUCUAUGCCCAUGUGACAUUUUAUGUCUAUCAGUUUGCUAGGGAAUAUCUGGAGAGAAGGCAAGUCCUACAAAUCACAACCAUUUCACAUCAAAUAAAAGAUAAGACCACAGAAAUAAUGCCACGGUAGAAAAAUUAUGUACAGGUACUGAGUCUGUACCAGAAAAUUUGAUUUCCAUAAAACUCUCUCUUCAAAGAUUGUCCUAGAUACCUAUCAAUGAGAAAUAUGAUAUGCAGUCAUGUUGCAGAUUCCAAACCAAAGUGACUGUUGCCAAAUACAGCUGGAUUUUAUGAAAGAUAUAUUCCAGUACAUGUAGUACUUGCUAUCUCAGCUUCUCAUCCAUUCACCUUGACAGAACAAAGUCACGUUUAUAAGCUGACUACUACACAAGUUGUGCUCAGUUUCUUUGUAUUUUGAUAAUACUUUGUGUGAACUAUCUUAAAUAACCACUACUAACAUUAUUUCAUUUCUCUUGAUGUUAGUGUUUUAUUGCUUCUGCAUUUCAGCAGUUCGGCACUGUAGGAUAUGCAUUUUGUAGUGGUUUCUGCUAUUUUUUAAUUUGAUUACUAAUAUUAGCUUAUUGAACAGAAAUUUAUUUGAUGGGAAUUUGAUGUUCUUUGUAAGUGUAUAAUUAUUAAAAAAGUAAUGCCUUAUGCCUCAGUAUCAUACAGAUAAAAUAAGGUUCAUUCCUUCAUAGAUACAUGUAAACCAAUUAUGACCAAAAAGAAAAGAUCACAUUUUCUGAAGUAAUCUGCGGUACCAUAAUACAUUGUUAUGGACCUGUGCUCUGAUGUUGUAUCUCACAGAAAAUUGAGAAACUGGAGUAAGCAAACGUUAUUACUGAAUGUAAUAAAUGUCUCACAAGGAGAAAAUGGCCUGAAAUGAAAUUGCAGUCAAAUAUAAAGGUAGAAAAAGUGUCUGCUUACAGGUCACAGCAGAUAGAGUGAGUGAUAUUUAAAAAAAAAGAAGCUUUUCUAGCUUUUGGAACCUUCCUUUUCUUUCUUUUAUAAUGAAAAAGAGUAUGUGGAAUCAAACAUUGGAGACUCCAGGUAGGAAUAUCAACAAUGAAGGAAAAGAUAGAUUGCUACUCACUAUAAAGAAGACACAUAAGCUGCAGGCAGGCACAAUUAAAAGACACUUACAUAGAGCUAUCAGCCACAGCCUUCAUCAGCAAACACACACCAUUUACACACAAGAGCAAGCACACAUCAUGCACACAUGGCCACCAGCUCCAGCAUCUUGGUUUGGAAUGGCAAAUAGUAAUCUAUCAUUCCCUGCAAGGGUGAAAAGAGUCUUUCGGUCAUUUUAGGUUGUUACAUAUCUUUCCUCCCAUAUAGAAACACAGUUAAAUGCAUCUUGGCUAUCAACUGUAAACUGUGUGAUUUGAAGACCUGCAACAGAGCAGCACUCCUUUAUGCAACCCAUCACACUGUCGAGUAUCACAGUUUUAAACCUCAGAAGCUACUAAUACUUCAAUUAAAAUAACUUUGAGAGUGUGCAUUUCACCUUAUUGGCUCUUUGUUGAUAUACACAGAGCCUUGUUAAGUGUGACUGGCUGCACACUGGCAACAGUAUGCCAUGCCACUUCAAUCUGUCAGUCAUAAAACAUCUCUUUUUUAUUUCUUUAUUGUAGUUAUAAACCACAAAAAAGAUGUGUUCUUCCCCAGCCCCUCCCUCCCUCUCUCUCUCUCUCUCACACACACACACACACACACACCAUCCCUCCCUCCCUCCUUCCGCCGUCUCUUCCCCUUCUUUCGAUGAAUGAAGAAACCCUUGAUUCCAAAAGCUAGCAAAAGGUGGGCAUUUUUUUCUGCUAUUAUCUGCCUGAAAUGUCAUAUUAGGCCAAUAUUUCAGUUCAGAUCUCAUUUAUAGUAUAUAUUAAAGUUAUUGAUCAACUUAAAAUUUUAUAAUUGUGAGCUUCCAUUAACAUAAAUUUUAUAUAUACUAUAUUGCUCCAUAAAGCUGGCAAUAAUUAUGGUUGUGUAUAGAACUAUAAAAUUUUAUUCCAUAAAUUUGUGAAAGUAAUUUUCACAACACAAAAUUUUGUGUGUUUUUAUAUGAUCUUAAUUUUGUUUCAUGAAAGAAUA